This is a messenger RNA of Chionomys nivalis (European snow vole), 4686 nucleotides long. It is a transcript of the gene Tram1l1, whose product is annotated as translocation associated membrane protein 1 like 1. Gene Ontology annotation, cellular component: endoplasmic reticulum membrane. The record is from RefSeq and is a predicted model, not a curated record. The transcript has a single exon. The coding region runs from base 349 to 1461 and encodes 370 amino acids. Gene Ontology annotation, biological process: SRP-dependent cotranslational protein targeting to membrane, translocation; protein insertion into ER membrane. NCBI's taxonomy places the organism in Eukaryota, Metazoa, Chordata, Mammalia, Rodentia, Cricetidae.
CUAGGGAGCUCGCUGCUGUGAUGCUGAAGUGAUGCUGGUGAUGGAGAUGACAAUGGCACCGGAUUUCCCUAUCUGGUCCGGACCAGUUCCUGGGAAGCACCUCCGGUCCUGGCGGGUGGGCGGCUGCUGCGUUCGCCACGGCAAAUCCGCGCUCGCACCCGGGCCUGCGGGGCAGGGGCGCGGCGCUCGAUUUCCUUCCCUGCCUCCGCAGGCCCUGUGCGCAUGCUCGGUCUACGCGGCCCCAGCCUUUGAUUGAUCGGUCGGGAGCGGCUGCGACCCUGGGCUGCGGACAGGCUGGGAUGGGGAGGCCGGCGCUUGGAGCAGCGCAGUGAGCAGCGGCGGCGGCCAAUGAGUACCGGUGAGUACCGCGGCAUGGGGCUCCGCAAGAAGAGCACCAGGAACCCCCCGGUGUUGAGCCACGAAUUCAUGGUGCAGAACCACGCGGACAUGGUCUCCUGCGUGGGCAUGUUCUUCGUGAUGGGGCUUUUGUUCGAGGGCACGGCCGAGAUGUCGAUUGUGUUCCUCACGCUGCAGCACGGAGUCGUUGUCCCCGCGGAAGAGCUGCCUUCAGGGUCCAGGACCCUUUACCAUUAUGGGGUCAAAGAUCUGGCCACAGUGUUCUUCUACAUGCUAGUGGCCAUCAUCACCCAUGCCACCAUUCAGGAGUAUAUUCUGGAUAAGAUCAGCAAGAGACUGCAGCUCACCAAAGGCAAACAAAGCAAACUGAACGAGGCGGGGCAGCUAAGUGUGUUCUAUAUAGUGUCUGGUAUCUGGGGCAUGAGCAUUCUGGCCUCUGAGAACUGCUUUUCAAACCCCACUCUAUUGUGGAAGGCUCCUCCCCACAACAUGAUGACAUUUCAGAUGAAAUUUUUCUACAUCUCACAGCUGGCUUACUGGUGUCAUAGCUUUCCAGAGCUCUACUUCCAAAAAGUGAGGAAGCAAGAUGUCCCGGGUCAGCUCAUCUUCAUCGGUCUCCACCUCUUCCACAUCGGAGGGGCCUAUCUCUUGUCCUUGAACCACCUGGGCCUGCUGCUGCUGCUCCUGCACUAUUCCGUCGAGCUGCUCUCCAACCUAUGCAGCCUGUUCUACUUCGGUGAUGAGCGGUACCAGAAAGGGCUGUCUCUUUGGCCUUUGGUGUUUAUAUCCGGGAGACUGGUGACGUUGAUUGUUUCGGUGAUCACAGUAGGGCUUCACUUGGCAGGGUCACAGAAUCCAAAUAUCCUCUCUGGAAAUGUCAAUGUGUUGGCAGCUAAAAUCGCUGUUCUGUCUUCGAGUUGCAGUAUCCAAGUGUACAUCACAUGGACCUUGACUACUGUGUCGCUUCAGAGAUGGCUAGAAGAUAUGACUCUUCACGCCCCGGGGAGGAAGAGACGAUCCAGGUCGAGAAAAAGCACAGAAAAUGGAGUGGAGAAUCCAAAUAGAAUAGAUUCUCCACCAAAGAAGAAAGAGAAAGUUCCUUAAGGAGUUGACAGUUAAUUGAUUCAUACCUUCAAGGGAAUCCACUCCUUACUGUGUGGUGUCUCUGUGCUAUAGAUUUUCUGUUCUUCAGAACGGGUUGUGCUCUUUGAAUAUUGCUAUUGUAUUGUCUAAUGUGUUUUUAGGGGUUUUGGAGCCUUAUAAGUGGGGGAAAAAUUAAGACGAAACCACUCAUCCUCAAAAUCCUGUUAGAAUAGUUAACAGAUCAACACCAUAUUUAGUUUAGAGUCUUACCUCAGUGAUUCUGCAAAUGAUUUGUGGUUAUGACUGCAACAUUGUGUGCAUAAAUAAUAGUUUCCUGCUUCAAAUGUUCUGUAUGGCAUUAACAAGACUGGUAGCAAAGUCGUUUUCUUACAGCAUAAAGUGGAAAAACUGAUAAAGGUAUAACUCAAACCAGUAUUAUGUAAUUGUUGGGAUUUUUAUUGUUUUGAAUUUACAACAGAGAAGAUAUUUGUUAAACGGCCAAGAUCAUCAUGUGUUUAAUUUUAUGAGUAGUGGUUGUUAGUGUUACACCCCCAUUAAAGAAUCAAAAUAUAAAUAAAUGACAUGUGUGGAGAUAAUGAAAUCUAUUGAGUCAAAAUAGCUUUAAUAAAUAUGAUGGAUUACUGAAGAGGUAAACUUGUUCCUGUUUAUUUUAAACACUUAUAAAUGAAAAUUUGCAGAAUUAAAUAUUACGGAAAGAAGUCACACUUAUUCUUUUAAUAUUUAUUUAAAGAGGUACUUGUAGAUUCAUAAAUAUGGUGAAAGCAAUGUAUCAGAAAAAUAUUAUGUGAAUAAUUUUUAAAAUGUAUAUACGCAUACAGUAUAUAUGUAUAUAGGUAUGUGUGUGUUUAUAUGUGCAGGUAGUUAUAUCUGAGAAAUAUUUGCCAAAUUAAACUUCAUUUGAAGAUCAGGUAGCCAAAUAGAUUUAUGAAGAGGUUUUAAAGUGGUGUUGUUAUUGUAACUUGCUUCUGUCUUUAAUUUGGAAACACCUAUAUAGGGCAGUCUUUGUUGAUUAUGUAUGUGUAUAUACGUAUAUAGUUUAUAUCUUUACAAAAACCAAUACGAACAGUGGGCUGAGGAGGUAAAUAUUUAUGUCCGGCCUAAAUCCCUGUGUUGAGUUCAUUUCCUUAGUGUUGGUAGUUUUGUCUUUUCAAGGAUAUGGUAUCAUGCUGGGCUGGGCUGCAUGUUCCUGCAUUUCCUAACUUCUGCAGUUUCUUCUCAUGUCUCUCAUCUCUACUUGUGACUGUCUCCGCAUAGGUGCGUUAAUCAUUCAGCUUUUCCAAAAGGUGAGCUUCCUGAAACUUUAUCCUUACCUAGCAGAUCACAGAGAGAGAAGGCAGAAAGACAAUCUUUUCUACUCUCUCUUCUUUCAAAGGUAAGUAACAAACAUUUCUUUCUGGGUAUGAAAGUGAUUUUUCUUUACUCCCUCCUUCUCAUCUGCCUAACUUGUAGUGUUGGUAAUCCAUGCCUGAGCUCUAAAGUCACUUACAUUUAACCAACUGCUGUGCAAUUGUAAAGCCAAAUUUCAACUUUCCAUAUGACUCAGAACCGUCUCUCAUAUUCCUUACCUCUCAGGGCCUAAACUGUUAUGCGUAUUUUAACUCAUGAUAACUGAUUUUGUAUCUACUAGGCACUUGGUUUGCAAAUGAUCAGUGAAAAUCUAAAUGAAAUCAUUGUACAAUCAAAGGGCAACAUUUGUUUUAUAUGACUGGUAAUAAUACUAAGAGUUAAAUUGAUGUUAGUAAUAAAUUUGAUAAGGAUCUAGGUAGACUUCCUUGAGAUUCUCUUAGCUCUUUACCGUUCAAGUUAAUUUCCAACAUGAUGACCUCUAGCUAUCUAUCCCUGGCUUGAUUUCUUUGCUGUCAUGGCAAGAAGGAAGAGCAAACCUAAAAUCCCAGAGCACAGCAACCCAUUUGAAAGAACGCUCAAGGAAGGGAUGAUUGACUUCAUCUCUGUCGAUGCUGGAAAAGGAAAACUACGUUCUUAUGUACUAUGAGUCCAUAAGAAAUAAAGAAGUUUGGAGAAAUCCUGGAAAGAUUCUAGAUAUAUCUCUUAAUGAAUUCAGGAAAUAAUGUCAGGAAAUAUAAAUGUCGGCCAAUAAAUGUUAAAAGAAACGUUACAGAUUUAAUUAGCUUGGUAGGAAUUGUUAAGUCUCUUAAAAAUAUUCUCCAGAAGGUCAUAAUUCAAGGUGUUAUUAAGGACAGCAUUGGCCUUGGUUAACCACAUGAAAGCUCAGAUCUAUCAUUAGAGGCUGCAAAAGUCUCCAGAUGUGUCUGGCCAUUGAACCCAAAGGUUCUGCUCAGAGGGAUUUGCUUUACUGUUUUUCAAACUUGGAUACUCAAUAACAGUCUAAGAGAUAGGUGUCCUGGAAUGGAUUCCGAGCACACGUCAUAUUUAAAAUAUGGAUCUGUUAGCAUUUAAUUGAAAGUUUGUUGCAUUUUCCUUAACAAAUGAUAAUGAUGUGCCAUUAUGUUGUAAAGGACAAACAAGCUUUAGGUGACAUCUUUCCAUGGUGGUCAGUAUAAUUCCAUUUUAAUUCAAUAAGGAAACAGUAAUCUUGGAAACAACACUUCAUUGUCUUUCCAUAUUUGUUUGCUAGUAUGAGAAGCCUGCACAGACACUGCCAUCUAUCUUUGGACUCCAUUCAAGAAGAUUACAAUUAUCACAUUAAUAAUUAAAAUCCUUUUUAAGUGUGGAAUAGUCUGAUAGCCUUUUAAUUUGGAGAACAAUACAAUUUUUACUUCUUGUUCAAUUGGACUAAAAAUUAUUUACAUUGGGUAAAAGGAGAAUUUUACCAGUACUGUACAUAGGUGGGGAUAUGCGUGCGCCUGUGUGUGUGUGUGUGUGUGUGUGUGCAUCACUUUUGUGUGUGCUCCUUCAUGUGUGCUCAAGUAUGCCUGGUGGUCAAAGGACACUGUAGGUCCUCACCUUCUACCUUUUCUGAGACAGGGUGUCUGUGUUGUUUGCCGCUGAUGGCCUUUGAGCUAGCGAUGCGCCCAACUCCACCUCUCAUCUCAGGAGCGUUGGGAUUGUAGACAUGAGCUGUUGCACCUGGAUUUACUUAGAACUUGAUGAUUUGAACUCGGCUCCUCAAACUUGUGCUGUAAAUGUUACCCAUGGCAACAUCUCUCCAGUCCUUAAAGCAGUUUCAGAGGAAAUUCUUCGGGGAGGGAUGCCUGAGAAGCAUCUGAAUAAAGAUGGGACUUGGGUCCUCGCUUUAUGUUGGAG